CGCAUGCGCAGCGAGGACCGCUCCGAACAUUUUCAAAGCCGCUGUAAUAACCGCGGAGCUGGCCGGGCUGCCGGGCUCGUACCGGUGCUUGCGGCGUGUGCUAGGAUGGAGGAGGCCGAGGAGGUGGAGGUGCCUGAAUAUUACAGAGAAGAGGAGGACGAGGGGGGAGAGGAAGAUGGAGGAGGAGGAGGAGGAGGGAAAGAGUUCUAUGAAUUCCAGCCUCUGCCAACCCUGCUGGAGGAUGAGGAAAACGUCUCCUUGGCUGAUAUUUUGUCACUACGGGAUAACUGUCUCACUGAGCAGGACAUUUGGGCAAUCUGCCUGGAAUGCUGCUAUUCCAUGAAGGACAUCUCUCACGCAGCCAUCUUCCAGACUCUGUGUAUUACACCAGACACACUGGCCUUUAACACCAGCGGCAACGUCUGUUUUAUGGAGCAGCUUAGCGAUGAUCCCGAAGGCGCUUUUGUACCUCCAGAAUUUGAUCUGACUGGUAACACUUUAGAGGCACAUAUAUACUCUCUGGGUGCAACACUGAAAGCAGCAAUAGAAUUUGUGGUGGACCCGGAUUCACAAACGGAAUUCUGUCAAGAUUUAAACUUAAUGCUGGAUUCUAUGCAACAGGAGAACCCGGCAAACCGACCGGACAUUGAGAGCAUUAUAUCCCAGUGUGAAGAAAAGCUUGGCUGUUCCUCGGCAUCCGUAUGUCGAAGUAUCUCAUCCAUCGGGAGAAGGGUCCUCUCCAUAGAAUCAGUCAGCGCUGUACAAGAUGGCUGGGACAGUCUCUGGAAGGAGAUCAACAAAAAGGACAAUAGUAAUAAAGAACCUCCCAUUUCAAAGGGAAUGCCAAACCAUAUCAUCUCUGUUAAUGAAAGCUUCAUAAAUCCUAAUUCUACCUCAUCACGUGAAGGAGAAAUUCAGAACGGAUGGCGGGAAGUGGAAUUAAAAAUGGAUAAACCAUGUUCCUCUCCAAACUUUUUUGGCUACCACCUCAAGAAAAACAAACGGGAAAAGGCAAAAUUGCCCUCAUUUGAGAAGUUUGAGAACUUUGACAGGGUAAAGGUCGAAGAUGAAAUGGCGAAACUUUCUUUAAAGAGACAACGCAGAAAUAAAAACUCCACUGUGGUUAUCCAAGUUGACAAACACGCUUUGUCCCCGUCGCCACCAAAUGGAGAAUUGGUCACCUUAAAAAGUUGGCCAUCAGUUCCGAGUUGUUUGUCUCCAAAUGAAAGUAUGGAUGACCAAGACGAGUCUAGCAAUUGCCAAGGAUAUCAGUCAAAACACGUGACUUUUGACAAUUCCUGUCUCCCAUUGCCAAACAAUGCAAACUGUUUAUCCCCUCUUGGACAAUCUAAAUGCCAUUCUCAAGUUUCCUAUGAAAAUUUAGUUAUGGCUCUUGAACAGGAAAACCAGCACAUGCUAUGUAUGGAAAGUAAAAGCAGAUCUCUGGAAAAGUAUACAGAGUCUGAGGAAAUGGAUUGCCAAUUUGCACUGUUAAAUAGAACCCAACACAAAGUCCAUCAAACUCUGAUAUCGCCACCUCUUUAUCUGGAUGAUGCCGGCUCUGUGUCAAGACAUGUCAACAGUCCUGAGCUGGAUGAAGACAUUGAUGGGCAAGAGCCAAGUGCUUUACAAGAUGAGCAGCAGUGGAUUCCUCUUAAAGACAUAUUAAUAAAUUAUGGCAAGCCUUUACAAGAAGAUGAACUGUGGACAUUGUGUCAUGAGUGUCUGUGUACACUGAAGACCUACAUUGACUAUCCAGCCAUUUUAUGUCUGGAGUCAGUACUGCUCAGUAACAACGGAGAAGUCCUCUUUGUUACACAUGGAAAUGAAGAAUCGUAUGAUUCAUUUUGCGUUCCCCCAGAGUAUGGCCAUGAUUGCGAUGAAACUGGAACGGAAAAGGCUUGCGUUUAUGGGAUUGCAGCUAUUUUAUGGUCAACGGCGAAGUUCAAUUUCCCUGCUAAUCACAAGCUAGCGCUGCCGAAAAAACUCAAACGGUUUCUACUGCAGAUGGCAAAGAAAGACUCUGAAGAGAGACCAGGUUUAGACGAAGCCUUGCAGAUUUGCAGAAAAUAUCUACUCCAAAAGAAUCUGGAUAGUAAGGCAAUAUGGUCACACUUAAUCGGCUUUACAGAACAGAUCAUGCAAGCUCGUCCAGCUUCUGAGAUAUCUGCCUCUCACGUGUCAGAACCUUCAUCAGGUUUUGUGCCAGUUGCAACAAAUAGUAAACUGAUGGCAGUGAAAGGUCCGGUUCCACUGACUGAUCUGCCAGCUGCCUUUACAUCUCCGGCCACAUACUUUAAACCUAUUGUCAUCAUGCAGAACACAGAUGUCAACAGCAAUGAAGUUGUAAGUCAGAAAUCAUCCCCCAAAGAAAGCGUUAUUGAUAAAGAUCUGGUUAUUACGGAAGAGGAUAUUUGCGUGUCUGACAUGGAGAGCCAUAGAGAUGAGGAUAAAGAAGGUCAAAUUAGCAAAUCUUCCAGCAGAGCUUCAAGGACUUCCCAUAAUCGGCAUUCCAGCCUGACCGAGUACCCCUCAGAUCGCAAAGAAAAUGUUCCCUCUGCAGCUUCUUCCAUCUCCUCCAACUCUUCAACUCUGACCAACAGUCCGAUUGUCAACAACUAUCUCCUAAAACAAGACCCCAAGACGGGCAAUCUCACCUUAGUACGAGUACAUCUUAGUAUUCCAGAUCAUAUACCGAGUGUGUCUCUGGAGACCGAGCCUGUAUCCCAGAGCAUUAAGACACAUAAUUCCCCGGCAUCGGAAGAUAGCAAGAACAAGAACGAUAGCGAGGAAUAUGAGAAAUAUGACAAUGCUGUGGAUAUACUACCAACCUCCCAAAGAAUACUUAAUGGAAAUGACCAAGAAAAAAUACAGGAGAGCCAGCCAACUAAAUCAUUGCCUGUUGUAAAUGGGGAGACCAGAAAAGCCACAUCUACUCCACUGCAGAAGGUGAUCCAACUCUUACAUGAUGAAUUUGCAUUUGAUGGCUACUUAGAAAAUGGCAUUGAAGACACUGCAAUGGGGGAAUAUAUUCUCGCCUUGAAAGGUCUUCAGCAUGCUACGUUCUGCAGUGCAGUAUGUGAGAAGUUCUGUGAUCUCUAUUGGGAAGACCGUCUUCUGGAAAACUUGUACAGGAUUAUCAAUGGGAAAUCCCCCCCUCCUAGCAGAAAAGCCGUGAUUGAUUCUUCUCAGGACAAUAACCCUGCACAGCUUCUGAAAAAGAUUCAGAAGAAAGGCAGAAAACACAGAAAACAUGAAAAGUUGUCCACAAAUGAGCAGAGCAACAUAGAAGGGGAUGAAGACAAAACUAGAGCCAUGCCGACUAUUGUAGAACAAGAGGCCAAGCCAUUGCAGCCACCCCAUACAACAGAUGAAGAGACUCCGGUGAUGAAUAGCUUGACAGGUUCUGAGACGCAGGUGGCGACUGGCACAGAGACUCGCACUUCAUUCGAUGAGACAGAUAUGACUGAUUUCCAACCACAGACCACUGAAAAGGAUCAACAACCACAAAGCCCCCGAGCGGCAGCAGAAAAUGAAGAGGAAUUUAUGUACAGAGUGUUCUCAGAUUGUAACAGUUUGUGUGUGAGUCCCGAUUUCAGCGAAGAGAAUGAAGAUGCCAACGAGUUUUCAUCGGUGAAUCAGCGGGAGAACAUGUCCGUCUCUCCGUCCGAGGUGUACAAGUGUGGCUCAGGCUGGUCCAGUGCGUUUUAUGGGUCUGAAUUGUUUGAUCCUGAUGUCCAGCAUUAUGUCAGCAUACUUGGGAGGCAGAAAGAUAAAUGUCCCAAGAGCAUAGAACCCAAACGGCUGGAACUUGAACAGCAGCUUAUGAUCGAAACAAAGAAUUACAGGAAAACCAUUAAGCUCUACCAGAAUCUGAUGCAGAAGGGAAGGAGAAGUAAAGGUUCUGAUGCAAAGGAAUUGUUACUCAAGCUCAAAGGUCAUUCAGAAGAAAUGAAGUCAAAGGUGCAAUUCUUGGAGCUGGCCAAAAAAUUACUCCAGGUUUCUUAUGCAGAACAGUGGGGCGUUGAGCCACGUGACCUUCCUUCAGUGGCAGACCUUGCAGGCCAGAAGUCGCUGAGCUCUUCAGAGGAUGACGCCUUUCUUCUAAUAUAUAAUGACAGAGGUCAUAGCCGGGACAAUACAUCCAAAAAUUUACAAGCUGGAACACCUCUUGGAUUGCUUGCUUACCUCUACUGCAGGAAUGCUGUUUUGGAUGGGUAUGUGCAGCAGUUGCUCUACACUUUCCGAUAUUUCUGUUCCCAGGAAGAUUUGCUGCAGUUCCUUAUUGACGGGAUUAAUAACACAGUGCCAAGGGAAGACACAGACCCAGGCUGUUUGACUGCAAAAAUCUACCAUCGAUCGAUCAUCCUGUUACAAACUUGGAUUGAGGACUGCUGGCACAUUGACUGCUCUGUGAAUCCGGACUUGUUAGACAAGCUGGAAGACUUGAGCAACUCCCAGAGUCUUCCAAAAGAUGAACGUGGUGAACACCUGGUGUCAUUGCUGCAUGAACUGACCAAUAAGAAAUACACCAUUUCUUCUCCUGGCUCUGAGAAAAAGGAUGACACCAAAUCAUUACAUUCACUCUGCACCAAGUUUUCUGAGGAUAAUCUAUCCAGGAAGAGCUUUAACUGGAAACUCUCUAGAGGUAAUGGACUCCAUAUAACCCAUCACAGGGAUAAGCAGUAUACAAUAUCGGCAGCCUUACCUCGGCCAUGUUACCCUGGCUUUGUAGAAGAUCUGUCCACCUAUUAUGUGAAGGGAGAAGAGGCUGGGCCAUACUCUAUACACGAGUGCAGUGUUCAGCAGAUCUCAACUCAACUCACUUUACUCCAAGAGGAAAUGUUUCAGAAGUGCCAUCCUGUACAUUUCUUGAACUCUCGGGCACUAGGAGUUAAAGACAAAUCCAGCAAUGUGGCAAGAUCGUCGUUCUCGGAUUCUCUUCCAGCUGAUGUUAGCAGUCUGUUCUCUCUAACCUCUACACAUAAGUACCUGCUGCAUUUGUUAAGGUUUGCAGACAAUGUCAGUACGUGGGUGGCAGCGGAGAUUGUUACGUGUCACACAUCCAAGUUACAGGCAAACAUUUUGACAAAAUUUCUCCUUGUUGCAAAAUUAUCCUAUGAACAACGAGAUUUCUCAACAGCCAUGCAGAUCCUUGGAGGGCUGGAGAACCUCAUAGUCCGGCAGCUCCCGGCAUGGAAAAAUUUACCUUCCAAAGUUUCUGAAAUUCUGGAAGAACUAAAAGCUGUUGAGGUGUUUCUGAAGAGUGACAGCUUAUGUCUCAUGAAAGGCGACAGAUUCAGAACAUUGCCCACAAUUCCUUCGGCUUACCUCUUAGCGAUGCACGUUCAGCAGCUUGAGACUGGCGGUUUCACCAUGGCAAAUGGAGCAUUUAAGUGGAAUAAGCUAAGGAAUAUUGCAAAAGUCAUAAGCCAAGUUCACGCUUUUCAAGAAAUCCCAUACUCCUUUGCUUCAGAUCAAGAUUUUCAGUUUUACCUCCGCCAGCGCAUUUCGCAUUUCAACGAGGCCGAUAUCUCCGCUUUGGCAGCUGACAACAAUGCCAAUUUCCAUCAUGUAAACUCUGAGAAGCAUUCUCGUAAGAUCCAGGACACGCUGCGCAGAAUGAAGGCGACGUUUCAGUGAAAGCCAUAGACAGCACUUUACAUUUGUCUCCCUUCAAGAGAACCAAAGAGCAAGCUGUAGCUAAGGUUCCGCGUUCUGAUUGGUGGUCAGUGGUAUUGGCAGAUUAGCGGCACUGGUGAUUGAAGGGACACAAACACUUACAAAGGGCUCAUGCAGUAGAACAAUAUCUGUUCCCAGCCUUUCUUGCUGAGUAGAUUUUGCCCCAUUGCAGAGUGCAAUAAUUUCUAAAGCUUGCCUUGUGUGUGCAGGUGAUCAUGUCUGUGUGUUGGCCAAAUCUUCUAGAUCUCCCAUUUUGUAGUUCAUUGCCAUCCCUUAAGAAUGAAAUAAUUUUGUAAGGCCAAAAGUACUUUUCAGGCUGCACCUUUAACACAACCAGAUGUAGAUCACUACUGCAGCAAGAGGAAAGACCGGGGCUCCUAUAAGACGAGAGGGGUGAAGAUAAUGCAGGGAGCUAGGAAAUGUCAGCUGAAACUUGACUGGCUGCUAUGGACAGCUUGUUCAAGCAAACUGCAUUCAUGUGCCAGGCUUAUUGGUUCCUUAGACUCAUUUCUGUAAUUGAAGUGUAAGGGACCUUACUUCUCCGCUGCAUUUAAAGGCUAAACAUAUCGGGUGAUGUGAUAGGCACCCAGUGCAGUUCCUAUGUCGCCGCAUUUGCUGUGCGGUUAACUGCAGUCCAUUUUAUGGUGAAGAAGUAGCAUCUCUGGAAGUACUCUAAGGGUGUGUUCAUCCUCGUGUGUCUGGGAAUGCAUGUGUUUUAUGUGCUUUUGAUCAUGCGUUCAUACGUGUGCUUUUCAUUCAUUGAGCAGUUUGUGUAUUUUUCUGCAUGUGUUUUAUGUCUGUCAUUUUGGAAUGAAAAAAAAAAACAGUUGUCUGUUACUGUUAUUACAUGCACUUUGAAAAAAGCACUGCGAUGUGCGCGAUGCAUUUUUUACUUUCAUUAUAAGGGAGUGAAAGGCAU
This is a messenger RNA of Rana temporaria (common frog), 6601 nucleotides long. It is a transcript of the gene KNDC1, whose product is annotated as kinase non-catalytic C-lobe domain containing 1. The transcript is spliced from 30 exons. The record is from RefSeq and is a predicted model, not a curated record. Bases 4 to 5643 code for a protein of 1879 amino acids. Gene Ontology annotation, molecular function: guanyl-nucleotide exchange factor activity. Gene Ontology annotation, biological process: small GTPase-mediated signal transduction. Lineage: Eukaryota; Metazoa; Chordata; Amphibia; Anura; Ranidae.